Molecule: messenger RNA, 1436 nt
Organism: Lactuca saligna
Lineage: Eukaryota; Viridiplantae; Streptophyta; Magnoliopsida; Asterales; Asteraceae
Source: the annotation of a GenBank genome assembly
CGAUAUGAUCUUUUUCUGAUUUAUAUAUAUAUCUUUAGCGCUUUUGAAACUUGAAGGCUUAAUCUGGUGCCAUUUCUAGUAAGCAAGAAAUUAAGUGAGUUUUAAUUUCUCCAUCGGAAAGUGAUAUGGCAACUUCUAGUAGCUUUAAUAAGCCCAAAACAAAGGGAAAGGAGUUGACUGAUGAGGUGUUUUCUUGGUCAUUUGAUGCUGUUCUCAACGAAGAUCAUUACAAGGGAAAGGUAAACAAAAUCGAAGAAAGAUUUUCAUCAACAAGUGAUUACGCCAAGUCGUUCAUCAAGCCACUACUUGAGGAAACACGUCAUGCUUUGAUGUCCAAAAUGAGAACAAUCUCUAGUGCCACUACUCGUGGGAUCAUCAACAUGUCAAGAUUCCCUAACAUAUAUUUGGAAAGUAAGGGCAAAAGUGGAAAAGGGUGUUAUGAGCCCGAGGUGGGAGAUCUCAUAGCUGUGACAAAUGGAAAACCAAGAUGUAUUGGUGAUAUCAAUCAAUCAAAUGGAAGUCCCUAUGUCAUUGCUUUGGUUCAAAGGGUCUUCAAGGAUGAUGUGAUCCAAGUAAGAUCCAAAAAACCCAUUGUUUUUAAUCGGAAAGAAUCUAUCAAUAGAGGGAAACCCAUGUUGUUUGUGGUUCAUCUUGUGAAUUUGACACCUAAUAUCCAUAUAUGGCAAGCUUUGCACUCUAAAUUGGAUGGGAAGAACAUAAAAAUCAUCAAUAAAGUACUCCAAAGUGACUCAAAGGGUAACAAAGAAUGUUCGCUAUGCUCCAUUCAAGAUUCAAAGAAAUCUGCUUCACUAAACUUACAACACACCAUGAACACUUUCAGUCUGAAUCAAUCUCAGAAAAAGGCGAUAUGGAGUUGCAUUGUUGCAAGAGAAUGCCAUCAUCAAGAAACUGUGAAACUAAUAUGGGGUCCACCAGGAACAGGUAAAACAAAAACAGUUGGCUGUCUUCUAUUCGCUCUAUUCAAAAUGAAAUGUUGCACAUUGACAUGCGCACCUACCAAUAACGCGGUGUUAGAGGUUGCAUCACGUUUUAUGAGUCUUGUAAAAGGUUCAUUAGAGUAUGAUACUUAUGGAUUUGGAGACAUAGUUUUAUUCGGGAAAGGUGAGAGAAUGAAAAUCGAUGGUUUUCCAGAACUCUAUCAAGUGUUUCUUGAUAAUCGAGUAUCUAUUCUUGUUCGUUGUUUGUCUCCCACGUUCGGAUGGAGAAGCAAGGCAAAUUCGAUUAUAGAAUUACUAAAAUACCAUCAAGAUGAAUACAAAUUGUACUUGUGUGAUAAAAGAAAGGUGGAUGAUGAAGCUAGCGAUGAUGACGAGUGGGAGAUUUGCGAGAAUGAUGGUUUAAAAGACGUACAUGGGAAGGUGAUAAUUUACGAAAAAGUGCUUAAAAUCAAGGAAAAGUUAUCUUUUGAGGAUUAA